Molecule: messenger RNA, 1924 nt
Organism: Papilio machaon (common yellow swallowtail)
Lineage: Eukaryota; Metazoa; Arthropoda; Insecta; Lepidoptera; Papilionidae
Product: organic cation transporter protein
Exons: 7
Coding region: 66-1706 (546 amino acids)
Biological process (GO): transmembrane transport
Cellular component (GO): membrane
Molecular function (GO): transmembrane transporter activity
Source: RefSeq, a predicted model, not a curated record
ACACCUGCUGCAGUUUUAAUAAUUCAGGCUGUUAGUUAGUACACGUCUUAAUAGCAUCAAUAAAUAUGUUAAAAUCUAAUAAAGAUGCACCCGAGCAUUUGCAGGACAAACCAGUUGAUUUGGACAGUGUCCUUGUCAACGAACUUGGUCAAUUUGGUAGAUUUCAAUUCAAAAACAUACUUCUUGUAUCACUUCCUAUCAUCAUGUCUGGAUUUAUGAGUGAAUAUAUUUUUUCGGCUGCUGCUAUUCCUCACAGAUGUCAAAUACCGGAAUGCGGAGAGAAUAGUAGCAAUGUUGUUUUCGAGCCUGAAUGGAUAUCGAAUGCGAUUCCCGAGACUAGUUCAGGAUGGUCCAGCUGCGAGCGGUUUGCCCCCACAGGGUUCGACGGCUCCCUCGACUACUGCCCCAGUGAGAUGUUUAACAGGGACGUUGUCGUAGCCUGUGAUAACUUCGUCUAUGAAAGGGAUAACUCAGUUGUCUAUGAUUUCGACCUAGGCUGCCAGGAGUGGAUGCGCGCGCUGGCUGGCACACUAAGUAGCGUUGGCACACUCCUCGUACUGCCCAUCACCGGCUACUUCUCAGAUCGCUACGGCCGCCGUCUUGCACUUGUCGUCAGCGUCUUUAACUUGGCACUCUUCGGCCUCAUCAGAGCCUUCUCUGUCAACUACGUCAUGUAUUUAGUGCUACAGCUCUUACAGACAACCUUAGGGGCUGGCACUUUUAGUUCUGCUUACAUUUUUGGCGCCGAAUUGGUUGGACCGAAGUAUCGAGUACUGAUCGGUGCGUUCACAACGUCGAUGUUCGCGGUGGGUCUGAUGGUGAUAGGCGCCGUGUCCUGGGCGAUUCACUCGUGGCGGCACAUGAUCCUGGCCCUUCACGUGCCCUGCUUCCUUAUUAUCUCCUACUACUGGUUCCUGGGAGAGAGCGUGCGAUGGCUGCUCUCCAAAAAGAAGUUUACAGAAGCACGGGCCGCUUUAGAAGAAGUCGCAAAAGUAAAUAGAACACAAAUUAGUGAAAAAUCAAUGGAAGCAUUACUCACUCCACCACCAACUCAAGAAACUCCUACUUCGGACGGUCCAGGAUUGAUUGGGUACAUCUUCAGCUCUCGCGUACUCUUGCGUCGCGUUUGCACCACACCUAUCUGGUGGAUCACCACCACACUGGUCUACUACGGUCUCUCCAUCAACUCCACCAGCUUAUCCGGUUCUAUGUAUGUCAACUUUAUCCUGACCUGCGCCAUCGAAAUCCCCGGAAACUUCGCUGCCGUACUCAUUCUCGAUAGAGUCGGAAGAAAACCUACUUUGUCGGUAGGAUACUUCUUAAGUGCUGCAUGUAAUAUCACUUUUGCCUUCCUUCCGAGUGACCUUAGUGUUUUGCGGCUAGUAAUAUACCUUUUGGGAAAGUUUGGGAUCUCUGUGGUGAUGACGUCAAUGUACGUGUAUACAUCAGAGCUGUAUCCGACUGAGUUCCGUCACAGUUUCCUUGCCUUCUCCUCCAUGAUUGGUAGGGUAGGGUCUAUCUGCGCACCGCUCACGCCUGCUUUGAUGGUGUACUGGGCGGGCAUUCCUUCAGUGAUGUUCGGGGCCAUGGGUCUACUGGCGGGUCUACUAGUGUUGACGCAGCCGGAGACACUUGGCUCCAAGCUGCCAGACACGCUGGCUGAGGCGGAGGCACUUGGGACGCCGGAAUCUAAAUUGUCCAAGUAGUAUUUAAUCGACUUAUAAUUAAGUGAAUUAGUUAAGAACGAUAAAGAAGCUUGACGAAAGUAUGCAAAUAGUGUUUCCUGAAAAAUGUAAAAAAAACAUCAUCUAUGAUCUAUUUACAUAUUAAGGACCUGUACACGUAUAAAAAUAAAGUUUCGGCAAACACGAGGCGAAGAAUCUGGCGAGUUCGUUCUUAAAUCUUAAAGACAUAUGACCAAUAU